ACGUCAGCAGCACUCGGCAGUCGCUGGGCAGUACCAGCAAAACCGACAGAAGCAAGUUGCUAUGGUUGUCAUCAAGGAAUACCGAGUGGUCUUGCCCUGUAGCGUUGAGGAGUAUCAGGUCGGUCAGCUGUUUUCUGUGGCAGAAGCAAGUAAAAAUGAAACCGGUGGUGGUGAAGGUAUAGAAGUUCUCAAGAACGAACCCUAUGAGAAAGAUGGCGAGAGAGGACAAUAUACACACAAAAUUUACCACCUAAACAGUAAAGUCCCAGGUUUUGUCAGACUCAUAGCUCCUGAAGGCUCCUUGGUUUUCCAUGAAGAAGCUUGGAAUGCCUACCCCUACUGCAGAACCAUUGUGACAAAUGAAUAUAUGAAAGACGGUUUCUUCAUUCAGAUUGAGACGUGGCACAAACCGGAUAUGGGAACACAAGAAAAUGUGCAUAAAGUCGAUAGCUCAAUAUGGAAGAAUGUUGCUGUUGUGCCCAUUGACAUUGCAGACAGAAGUCAAGUGUCUCCUGCUGACUACAAGCCUGAUGAAGAUCCAGCCAACUUCAAGUCUGUGAAAACUGGCAGAGGACCUCUAGAGCCAACCUGGAAGCAAGACUUGGAGAGUACAACUGACUGCCCAAAGAUGUGUGCCUACAAACUAGUCACAGUCAAGUUUAAGUGGUGGGGGCUUCAAACCAAAGUGGAGAACUUCAUCCAUGAGCAAGAGAAACGGAUCUUUACGAACUUCCAUCGCCAGCUCUUCUGUUGGAUUGAUAGGUGGGUGGACCUGAACAUGGACGAUAUCCGGCGAAUGGAGGCCGAGACUCAAAAGGAGCUCGAAGAGAUGCAUAACAAGGGUUCAGCAGGUACAAAGGGUUCAAGGAGUAUCAGGCCAGGUUUAGGUCUGCGUUGCUGUCUUCGCAAAAAGGGUGAAGUACGAGGAACCAGCGCUGCAGACCAAUGAAAAGCAACCGGAUUAAAAAUGGCCACCGUGUGUGACGCUGUCUGCUAAGAAUGCUCCUUUGUUUGCCACUUUUUACCUUAACUGAUUUUGGUUGCGGAGGAAGGAGCAUGGCUACCUGCAAUCAAUAGUGCAGAUCCCCUGACUUGACCCCAAUCAUAGAUGUUCUGACCAGUGAAAAUUGAUUUUUUUUUUUUCCCUUUUUUUUAUUUUAGAAAGCAAGAUGACCUGUCCUGAUGAGGCUGGUUAAUUUUGAUCAUCAUCAUGUAAACGAGACUUUAAAAAAUGAAAGAAGGUAUGUGUUGUAUAGAAUAAUACAAGCACAAAUUACUAAUCUAGGUACCACAGUAAGAGGACCAAAUGUCUACUUUUUUGUAUUUUAUAUAAAUUUUUUACAUUCCUGCGGAAGCGAUGUCAUGUGUGACCCUGUGCUGUCUUAACUGAAAGCUCCCCGUUCGUCAAAACUCAUGUUCCUUCCUGCCACAGACUCCAUUAAGUGAUUACUAACACCCUUGGCUCUCAUGCCCAUUAUAAUCCCCCCACCCCACCCCCACCUCACCUUAACUAAAGCACUGCAUCUUAUUAUCACUGACAAUCAUGCCUGUACAGGUAGGUAUUCACCGUCUCUCCUGUUCAGACUUGGUGGGGGGAAAAAAACACACACGCACUCAUCAGAACCUGAGGAUGAACGUGUGAACAGGCACAGGUGUGGAUACCUUUGCACUGACUUAUCUGUUACAAGCCGAAGCUGGGCAGAUCCACACAGGCUCGUUCACCUGAAGGAUGUUGGCGGCUUCCUGCAGACCCCCCCCUCCACGCCCCGCCUCACGCCUCCCCCGUCCUCGCUGUUCUGAAGACAUUCGUUCAUAACGCAGUGCAGCGUUCACCUCCUUAACAGAUGUCCCUAGAGGGGAAAAAGAAAAGUGCGCUGAAAAACACCCACAGAUGGUGCUACACCCCUCCAGCCAAACUUCACUGCGUUGAACCAGCCCACCUCCAAAGGCCGGCCAUGCUCAUCUGGUUUUCUAAGGAGAGAUUUAAAAAAAUAUAUAUUUUCUAAACCACACUUUCUUCUCCGGCUUCAAUCCGGUCGGUUGUGUUUACAGGUUCACGGUUGCUACAUUAGUGCCCAGUCGACACCAGCACCACGCAGCGCUCGCCUAAACCUUUUCUACGUUUUACAGCUCUGCCAGCUAGCGCUAGCUACCUCCCUCCUUUCUAACUGGCAGCUUUCCUGAUGCCCAAGGAUUACCAUUAGCCAUGAGCUGCUGCUGCUGCUUCCUGGGAGUAAAUCUUAGCAGAUAGAGCUUUUAUGAGUGACAGUAUUUGUGAUUAAUCUCUACUCCUGUUAUUCAGACGUGCCGUCGCAGCUAAGCAACUGCAGUUGCAAAAAAAAAACGUCCUCUGUUUUUUGUUACACCAAAAUGCAGCAGAUUUACACAUCAAUGUUGAACUAAUUUACCAUCUGAUCAGCAUCCAUCAUGUUUUCUCUUUAUAACAUGUGGAAUAAGCCCACUUUUGUUGUUACACACAUUAAAUAUACUUGAUUUACUCAUUUGAUCCUUGCUGAGUUUUAUGUUGUAGUUGUAUGUUAUAGUCUUAAAUUAUAGCUUUUCAGAACUAUUCUUUAUUUCUCAAAAUAGAAAUAACGGCCUAUUUUUAUGUAUCAAGUUUUUUUAAAUUAUUUUAUCUGACAAUGUUACAUCAAGUUCUUUUUGUCCAAAGAGUAAAAGUGCAAAUUUGUCAUGUUUACAUGUUCUCCAAUCAUUAUAGGAAAUUUGAAGCCAAUAACAAUCUGUGUAAUACAAUAAAAUUUUCUCAGGUGAAUGAAAUGACUUGGAGCUUUAAGACGAUGUUUCUCUCACUUCCAAAUAUAACAAGAUGAUUCUGAUAUUGAUAACCUGUAACUGCCACUGUCUCAAAAUAUGCAAAUAAGGAGGAUAUGUAGGCUGUACCUAUUGUUUCCAACUAAAUCAGAAUGGUUUCUGACAGAGUCCCAUAAAUGUAUGGGCUGUGGAGAUGACAUAAGGACAUAGAUGAAGGAACUGUAUCUCAUAAUGUAUGAAAUCCACAACUGUCACAGGCUUUUACACCGUUUUAUUCAGAUUGUGAAAAUCGGGUGAAUGUAUGAACUAUCGUGCCUUUUUCUUCUCUAGAAAUCUUGUGUAUUAGAUAUGCAUAUUUUAUCCAGUCAUCAAUAAAUUUUGUUUCUAAAUGACA
This is a messenger RNA of Poecilia reticulata (guppy), 3166 nucleotides long. The record is from RefSeq and is a predicted model, not a curated record. NCBI's taxonomy places the organism in Eukaryota, Metazoa, Chordata, Actinopteri, Cyprinodontiformes, Poeciliidae.